This is a messenger RNA of Fusarium coffeatum, 1038 nucleotides long. RefSeq lists its product as uncharacterized. The transcript is spliced from 4 exons. The record is from RefSeq and is a predicted model, not a curated record. Lineage: Eukaryota; Fungi; Ascomycota; Sordariomycetes; Hypocreales; Nectriaceae. Bases 1 to 1038 code for a protein of 345 amino acids.
AUGAAGACCGCUGUUCUCUCUGUCCUAGCCAGCGGUGCCGCUGCUCAGGUCACCCUGGGCUCUUUGGGUGCGCUGGGCCUCGGCCCUGGACUCUUCCACAACGCUGCCAUCAACCCCAGCGAUCCUGAAUACGCAACCUGCCAGGACGCUGUCUCACUCGUUCAGAAAUGUGUUUCCUCUGCUGGUGGUUUGAACGCUGCCCCCACUGCUGAUGCUGAUGCUCUCGUCGCCUGCGCUUGCUGUGACGGCAGCGAGAACGCCGCUCCUCUGUACUCAGUCUGCUCCAGCUAUCUCGAGGAAGAGGCCCCCGAGAACACCUCUCAAUACCAAGCUUAUGGCACUCUGUACAGCGCGUGCAAAAUCGGUGGCGCCAAAUGCACUGGUGGCAGUGGUAGUGGUAGCGGCGGCAGUGCUUCAAGCCGUCCUACAGCAACGGUUGGCGACAGCGAUGAUGACCGCUCAACCAUCACCACCCAGACUAGCCCUGCUCAACAGACAUAUGCUUCAGCCUGUGUAGAUAUGCUGGAUAUCUUCACCUCUUGCACAGCCCAGGACCGCGAUUUCACAAAGCUGCCCUUCAAGGAGCAGGCCGAGUGCUACUGCUGUCGAGGCUCCGGUAACGAACUCACCUGGACCGAUGCCAUGGACAAGCAUGCCCAAACUUGCGCUGACUGGGCACGCACUGGCGAGCCCAAGACCGCCUACUCAGUCGCCAAGACCUUUGCAACCUUCUGCGAGCGCUUCUCCAAUGUUUGCGAGUUUGCUGGGGCCAAGACUCAGGCAUCCGAUUCUGAGCCCACCGAGGCCACCGCAACUGAAAGCUCCAGCUCCCGCCAGACCGAUGCUUCCAGUGAUGACAGUGAUAACAAUGACAACAACGAUAACGACGAUGCCAGCAACAGGGACGGUCCUCCCACUGUUACUGUUACUGCUCCUGCUCAGUCCAGUCAGACCGAUGCCGGCAGUGAUGCCACUUCUGCUCACGCUGGCGUUGGUGCCAUCUUGGCUGCAUUUGCUGCUCUCGCCAUUGCUCUAUAG